AGCACCGUCCAUGAUCUGACCGCCCACCGGGCCACUCCGGAGGACCUGCUGCGUCGCCAUGAAAUACACAAAUCAAAAAACAAAGCACUGGCACAUCUGGAACUGCGAGAGAAAGCACUGAAAAAGAAAUGGAAGAAGCAAAAACAACUGGCCGCUGAUUCCUUGGAGAAAAGAAAAUUGACUCUGAUGCGUGAGAUUCUGUCUGAUCAAUACCAUUUGCAAGAUGCAUUGGAACGAUCUGAUCAGGUUAUGGCUGCGGCAAAAGACUUGCUUGGGGAUGCUCCUCGCACGAGGACAGGUAGGCCAUCUCAUUUAUACUCUCUUAAUGAAGUGGGAGAGGAAGCAUUAUCAAUCUGUCAUUCAGAAGAUGGACACCAUGACUCUCUGAAUUUCAAAUCCAGCAUCAAUUCUGACAGGCUACUUGGGUUGUUGAGAGAAGAAAAUUCCUUGGUGAAUUCUCAGCUGUGGACUGAAAAGGAUGCGAGAAAAACUACCUUAUCACAGGAAUCAAAUGUGCCUUUGACUCCGACGACUCUUUCUCCAUCAUUGGAUCAGUCAGCCCUCAAUGCUACCAGUUUAGUCAAGAGAAUUCAUUCAAGACUUCAGAACGAAGACAAAGAAGAGACUGUGGACUCCCCUUACACUGUGCAGCAAGUGUUGAACCCGAAGUCAAGGAAACAAAAGCAAAUUGCAACAAAAAUGAAAAGAAAACAAACUGCACAGAACUCUGCAAGAGAGAGGAGAGAAGAUUCUCCAGCUAAUUCAAUCCCCAUUGACCUUCGGAGGGACAACAAAUCCAGCCUAGAUGUUCUCAACCGCAUGAUACAUGACGUGGAGCAUGAAUUAGAGGAAUAUGAGCGAUGUACAGGUCGUGAGGUUCAAAAAGCCGAGAGAAGCGAAGGCCUCACCGGGUUUACCUUGUCACUGGUGAAAGCUCUCUGCCGUUUGAUGCGCUACCUCAGACAGAGUGAAAUGCAGCUGCGUGAGAAAGAGGUAAUGAGGCAGCAGCAUGAAGAGAUGUUGAAUGAACACAGAGAAUUGAUUGACGCUCUGACUGCAGAAAUACUUCUAGUGAGGGAAGAAAACAAUACUAUGCAGAAGACGCUUCAGCAAUACAUGAUGGUGACAGACGAGCAGCUGAUCUCUCUCACACAAGCAUUUAAAGGCCUUCCUUUGGUAGAACCUAGAAGAGAGCAAAGUCCAAACCAUUUUGGAAUUGCAAGCAAGGGUCCAGCGAACGGCCAAGAAAAACCUGAUUUGAGCUGUUUUGAGCCCAGGACUGAUGCAGGCAACGGGGAAAAUAUGCUGAAAUUCCCACAGGAGGAACUUCCUUUCAAGUUUCCCUCAAAGCAAAGUGCCUCUGGUGGCACAGGAGCCGAUAGGAGCUUGCCAGCUCACAUCUUCCAGCCCGCUGUGCUGUUGUCACCGCCCCGGCAGAAGAGCAGUCAGGAGUUGUCUCCACUCCAGAACGUGUUCACAGCCAUUUCUCAGUCUCCUGAAAACACUGAAAGAGAAUCAUGCAAGGAAAGGAACUCACCUUCCUCCCUGAGAACACAGAGCACAACUGAGGCAAACCCUCCCAUCUCUCAAAGGCAACCAAUUCCUCCUGCAGAUAAAGGCUGGGAGAGUUCCCACGAGAAAAUCAGUCUGUCCUGCCCAGGUGACACUAGAAAAAACAGCACAGUUGAAGAGUUAUUUCAAAACAGUGAUCUGCUGGGACAGAUAGCUGAGCUCACACGGCAGAACUCUCUAAUUAAAGCUCAACUGAGCAAAUUCAGAGGCUUCUCUGAAGACACAAGUGGCUGCCUACAUCAGCCAGACUCAAUACAAACUGCAAAUCCUAGUCCAGACUCUUCACAAGGACAGACUCAUCUCGUGAUAUCGAAGAGCUUGGAGGAAAGAAUAGCAGAGCUGAAUCGCCAGAGUACAGAAGCACGUGAUAAACUAUUGCAGCUAAUAGACCAGCAGAAAUCAGCUGCUGCCAAUUCGGUCCCUCCAGUGAUGUCUCCUGUUCUGCCCCCAUCCCUAAGUUCUGCUGAAAAUGCAAGGAGGACAAUUGAAGUGUCUGUUCCCAUGGCAGUUGCUAUGGACAGCUCCAAAGAAGACAGCGUUUCCCUCACCAGUAUGACCAGUAUAAGAAGGUCUGUAGGCGACUCUGGCAAACCGUGUUCACCCCUAAGUGCCACGUCAGAAAGCGUGAAAUUAACUCCUGUCGGCCAAAGACCAAAGAUGGAAAAGCAAAGAGAAGAAGGCUGGUUUGCGUUGUCAAUGCACAUUAUGUAA
Tauraco erythrolophus (red-crested turaco) is the source of this 2283-nucleotide messenger RNA. The record is from RefSeq and is a predicted model, not a curated record. Lineage: Eukaryota; Metazoa; Chordata; Aves; Musophagiformes; Musophagidae.